CAAAAGUUGCAGGCCUCCUUCACAUCAUUAAAUACACCGACGGAGCCACGCCUUGGAAGCUAAUAUCGGCCCUCACCCACAGAAGCUUCGCGUUGCAAGAGGGUAACAUUCUGAUCCGACUGCGCGCACGAGAUUCACCCAAGAUGCAGAGCCAUGACAGAAUCACAGCAGUGCAUGCUGUGUUUGCAUGCAUCGUCGUCCUCUUCCUCCUGCCCUCCACCAUAAUCAUGACGCGGGUUCAAAGGAGCUCGCCCGGUUGGCUGCGGCUACACCGCCUGUUGAACGGCAUCACCGUUGCCCUCAUCAUCCUCAUUUUCGGACUAGGAAUGGCAGCCGUAGGCACGCAAGGUGAUGGGACUCAAUUUAGUGGCGACGAAAGCGACUUGCAUCACAAGCUCGGCUUGGUCAUCUUUAUCCUUGUCCUGUUACAAGCGCUGCUCGGCAUCGCUGCACAUCAGACCACUACUUCUGGGGGGGAACUGGGUUCUCUCUUCAUGGGACGCAAGCAAUGGGUGCGAUGUGUCCACUUCUGCGUCGGCAUCAUCAUAGCCGGCUUGUUGUACUGGAUCACAUGGAACGGCCUGCAUACCGAGUGGGUUGCCAUGAGCACGGAAGAGACCAGCACUCCAGAGGCCGUGCAGGUGCUUUUCUGGAUCAUCUUCAUCCCACCAGUUGCUUUCUACCUCGUCAGGCUAGGCUCCAGUACCCUAAGGUCGAUGGAAGGCGAACAACAACCAAUCAUGCUUGGGGGCAAAGAGGGAUUCAGCGAGGCGUGCGACUGCUAGGCGGUGCCAUGCAAGAUUCAGUCGAAG
This is a messenger RNA of Tilletiaria anomala UBC 951, 812 nucleotides long. RefSeq lists its product as uncharacterized. Gene Ontology annotation, molecular function: transmembrane monodehydroascorbate reductase activity. NCBI's taxonomy places the organism in Eukaryota, Fungi, Basidiomycota, Exobasidiomycetes, Georgefischeriales, Tilletiariaceae. The record is from RefSeq and is a predicted model, not a curated record. The transcript is spliced from 2 exons. The coding region runs from base 144 to 785 and encodes 213 amino acids.